Messenger RNA from Nicotiana tabacum (common tobacco), 1885 nucleotides. Its product is annotated as G-type lectin S-receptor-like serine/threonine-protein kinase At2g19130. Gene Ontology annotation, biological process: recognition of pollen; protein phosphorylation. Lineage: Eukaryota; Viridiplantae; Streptophyta; Magnoliopsida; Solanales; Solanaceae. The record is from RefSeq and is a predicted model, not a curated record. Gene Ontology annotation, molecular function: protein serine/threonine kinase activity; ATP binding.
GUUGUCCAUUUUGAAGAACUGACCCAUUCUUCAAGAAUGGCUUCUACUAAGAAUAUAUAUAUGCAAAUCUCCUUUGUUCUAUAAUAGCUUUGUCCUCUGUGUAAGCUCUGAGCAGCUAUGGACAACAAAAACAAUUCUUUUUUAUUCCUUUCUUUGCUGUGCUUAUGCUUCUCUCUCAAAACCCAUCUCUCCUUAGGAGCUGACACCAUCUCUGCAAAUCAAUCCCUCUCUGGAGACCAAACAAUAUCCUCUUCAGGUGGGAACUUUGUGCUGGGAUUCUUCAGACCAGGUAAUAGUUCCAACUAUUACAUAGGCAUAUGGUACAAAAAAGUGACUGAAAAAACUCCUGUUUGGGUUGCAAACAGGGAAACACCAGUUUCUGAUAAAAAUUCUGCAGAGCUAAAAAUCUUGAAUGGUAAUUUGGUACUGGUUAAUGGGUCUAAUACUUCAAUUUGGUCCACAAAUAUUAGUUCUAGCAAGUCCAAUUCUGUGGUAGCAGUUCUCCGAGAUGAUGGUAAUUUAAUCUUGAGAGAUGGGUCUAAUUCAACACCACCCCUUUGGCAAAGUUUUGAUAUCCCUGGCAAUACUUGGUUGCCUGGUUCUAAACUUUCUUACAACAAAAUCACCAAAAGAAAGCAGCUCCUUACAUCAUGGAAGAGCUUGGAAGAUCCUUCACCUGGGUUGUUUUCUCUUGAGCUGGAUCCAAAUGGUAGCCAGUAUAUUAUAAGGUGGAAUAGAACUGAGCAAUAUUGGACCAGUGGACCAUGGAAUGGCCAAAUUUUCAGUGGGGUGCCUGAGAUGAGGGCCAACUAUAUUUACAAUUUUAGCUAUGAGGACAAGCCGAAUGAAAGCUAUUUUACAUAUUCUGUUAAUAAUCCUUCUACCAUUUCAAGAUUCAUUAUGGAUGUCUCUGGACAGAUAAAGCAACUCACUUGGUUGACUAAUUCAGAUCAGUGGAAUCUGUUCUGGUCUCAACCAAGAUCACAAUGUGAAGUUUAUGCUUAUUGCGGACCCUUUGCUACCUGUCGGGAGAACUUGCAGCCCUUUUGUAAUUGUUUGGAUGGUUUCAAGCACAGUUCAGAGGCUGAUUGGAAUCAAAAUGAUUAUUCUAGAGGCUGUGAGAGGAAAACGAAGUUGCAAUGUGGCAACACUAACGGGGAGAAAGAUGGAUUUUGGAUGCAUACCCAGAUGAAAGUACCUAAAAAAUUUCAACCUGUUGCUGCUGGGAGCACUGAAGAAUGUCAAUCAACCUGCUUGAAUAAUUGCAGUUGCACUGCUUAUUCUUAUGACAAUUCGUGCUCAAUUUGGAACAGUGAGCUCUUGGAUAUGCAGCAAUUCUCACAAAAUGAGGGUAAGGGCAAGACGAUCUUUGUCAGAUUAGCUGCAUCUGACAUCCCAAAAUCCAAGAGUAAAAAGGGAAUUGCAAUUGGUGUUUCUCUGGGGUCUGCUGCUAUCGUAGUGGUCCUUUUGGGCAUUCUUUUUGUUAUAUUCCAGAGAAGACGUAGGCAUAUUGUUGGAAGUGGAAAAACAGUGGAGGGUUCAUUGGUGGCAUUUGGUUACAAAGACUUGCAACAUGCUACCAAAAAUUUCUCAGAGAAGUUAGGGGGUGGAGGUUUUGGUUCUGUUUUCAAAGGGAAACUGUCUGAUUCAUCUGCUAUUGCGGUUAAGAGGCUCGAUAGCAUCAACCAGGGAGAGAAGCAAUUUCGAACGGAAGUCAGCACAAUCGGAACAAUCCAACAUGUUAAUCUUGUACGCCUUCGUGGAUUUUGCUCUGAAGGUAACAAGAAGCUGCUGGUUUAUGAUUACAUGGAAAAUGGUUCCCUGGAUUCACAUCUUUUUACCGAGAAGCAGUCAGAUGUUAUGGAUUGGAAAACAAGGUACCAGG